AAUCCCAUGGUAAAAGGUUGUUGUCCUUUCAUAAGGACUUGGACAAACAACAGAAGCAUUUGAUGAGUAAGAGCCUCAGAAUCAGUAUCUUUUCUUUUUUUAAGAUUUUCAGGACAGGUUCUUUAUGAAUAUAUGCAUUGGAAGCUCUUUUUCCAUGUUUUUCCAAAGAGAAAACAUAUAAAGAGUUUCUUUUACUUUGCUGAAAUUGACGGGACGAUCUCUGCCUCAAUCCUGAACGUUAAAGGUUCAUGACUCCCAUCUUGCUUACAAACUAAUCAAAGUGAACCCAUUUAUUGGCCAAAAAAGAUUAAAAAAAAAAAGCAGACCUGGGAAAUCUUUUGGUCCACAACAAGAAAAGACAAAGAAAAUGGCCACUGGAGCUUUUUUGAUCUUCCUGUGCCUGAAAAUUCUAGACAGUCAUAUUUUUCUAACAGAUUAGGUGGUUAUCACCUGUAGUAGCUUAUUCUUUUGCACUGACUCAUUCCCUGCGACAAUGUUUAUUUUUGGUUAGUAAACAGAUUGAAUGUGUAAAUCCUAGACUCAUGUGAAGGCCAAAAAGUGUGUCCAAAGUAGAAUCCUAGCCCCUGCAUUAGCAGACAAUCACGUACCUGAGUUCGGCCCCAGAAGUAGCAAGCUUAAGCAUUAAGGAGAACCAUGUGUUUACUUUUUAUUGUUUUUCAGCAUUGCAAUUUCAAAAGCAAAAGCAAUUCAAAACCCAAACGUCUGCUGCUGUUUUUUAUCUUUAAAUCUGCUUGCUUUUCCCAAUCUCAAAAAACUAAGAGGAGCACAAUGGUCCCACGAGCAAUCAAAAGCUUUCUUUUCCUCUUUGCUUUCUUUAAUCAACCUUCUCAAAUUUGUUUAAGAAAACCAAACCUCUUAUCUGCUUCAUUUUUCUUCAUUAAGAAGUGUUCUUUUUUUCAUUUUUUUUUGUAUCCAUCAGCAUUUGUCAAAGCAUGCUUUCCCUCCCACCUCCACCUCCACCUCCACCUCCACCACCACCACUACCGCCAGGAGCAUCGCCUCCACCACCACCACAAAAACAUACCACUCCAGUCUCUCUAGACCAAAUUGUAAUAUCAAAGCCAGUUAUAAACCAACAAGCUCCAGCUUCAAAAAAACCAGAUCCUGACAGUACUGAGAACUCAAGGAAACCACUCCUACGACAGCCUCAUACUCGACGGACCAAUCCAUUGAUAUGGUGUUCUGCAAUCCUUUGUCUCAUAUUUUGCCUUAUUCUCAUCUUGUUCGGAGUAGCAACUUUAAUCAUCUUCCUCUCCAUAAAACCAAGGAUUCCUGCGUUUGACACUCCUAAUGCAAGCCUCAACGGCAUCUACUUCGAUUCACCAGAAUAUUUCAAUGGUGAUUUCACCUUCCUGGCAAACUUUUCCAACCCCAAUCGGAGAAUUGAUGUAAGAUUCGAGUAUCUGGUUAUAGAGCUCUACUUCCAUGACAGGCUCAUUGGAACUCAGGCUGUUCAACCUUUCUCUCAGAGAAGAGGAGAAGCUAGACUAGAAUCAGUUCAUUUCAUAUCGAGCUUGGUCUAUUUGCCACAGAAUCUUGGGGUGGAGCUACAGAAGCAGGUUUUAAGCAACAGGGUUAACUACAACAUAAGAGGAACUUUCAAAGUGAGAGCCAACCUGGGUUUGAUCCAUUUCUCUUAUUGGUUGCAUAGCAGAUGUGAGUUGCUGAUGUCAAGUCCCCCAACAGGUGUCUUAGUUUCACAUCGUUGCAAAACAAAGAGAUGAAAAUGCACAUCCUUUUUUCCUUAAUAUCAAGAUUUUCAUUUCCUUCUGUCUGAAUUGAGACUGGUUAAUUCUCUGAUGAAAAGAAAAUUCUUGGAACUUUUAAGCUUCACUCAAAUAGUAUAUUCUUCUUUUGCUUCA
Messenger RNA from Theobroma cacao (cacao), 1883 nucleotides. Its product is annotated as Late embryogenesis abundant (LEA) hydroxyproline-rich glycoprotein family. Gene Ontology annotation, cellular component: plasma membrane. The record is from RefSeq and is a predicted model, not a curated record. NCBI's taxonomy places the organism in Eukaryota, Viridiplantae, Streptophyta, Magnoliopsida, Malvales, Malvaceae. Gene Ontology annotation, biological process: defense response to other organism.